GCGCUUCGGAUCGCACUCAGCUCCGCUCCGCGCCUCUCCGGACUGCCGUGACCACUGGCCUGGAGAUCGAGCGGCGAGGACGGACCAAGCUCUAGGUUGGCCGCCCCGCUCUACCUCGAACCCUCCCCCCUCCUCCCGUCCCCUGGCUGCCCUGGCUGCCCGUGUACCCUCCAUCCGCAGGGUCGGUCCGCAGCCUCCGGUGCGCCUGCGCUCUCUCUCCUUACCGGCUCCGGAGCUUCCCCGCCGCCACCCAUCAUGGCCCGUGACCCUGCUCAGACCAGCACAGGGCCGGGGUCCCAACUGCUGCCGCUGCUGCCAUUGCUUCUGCUGCUGCUCAGGGACGGGAGCGGCAGCCACACGGCUCCCGCCCGGUACGCCCGGCACAUGGCCACCGAUGGCCUGGCCAGGGACAAGGACCCCCGGCGGUUCCUGGGGGACACGGCUGCCGCUCUGGGUCCUGGCGCCGAGGAUAUGGUCGCUGUCCACAUGCUUCGGCUUUAUGAGAAAUACAGCCGAAGGGGCGCACGUCCCGGAGGGGGCAACACGGUCCGCAGCUUUAGGCCCCGGUUGGAAGUGGUCAACCAGAAGACCCUGUAUUUCUUCAACUUGACUUCCAUGCAGGACUCGGAAAUGAUCCUCACGGCUACAUUCCACUUCUAUUCAGAGCCCCGGUGGCCCCAGGCUCAUGAGGUGCCAUGCAAGCAGAGGGCCAAGAAUGCGUCCUGCCGCCUGCUGUCCCUAGGUCUGCCCACACGCCAGCACCUGCUCUUCCGCAGCCUCUCACAGAACACGGCCACACAGGGGCUGUUCCGGGGGGCCAUGGCCCUGGUACCCCCACCACGGGCCCUGUGGCAGACCAAGGACAUCUCCCCUAUAGUCAAGGCUGCCCGCCAGGAUGGUGAAUUGCUUCUCUCUGCUCAGCUGGAUUCUGGGGAGAAGGACCCUGGGGUGCCUAGGCCCAGCCCCCAUGUACCCUACAUUCUCAUCUAUGCCAAUGACCUGGCCAUCUCAGAGCCCAAUAGUGUAGCAGUGACUCUGCAGAGAUAUGACCCCUUUCAGGCUGGAGACCGGGAACCUGGUGCAGCCCCCAAUAGCUCUACAGAUCCCCGAGUCCGGCGGGCCACGCAGGCAACCGGGCCUCUCCAGGACAAUGAACUGCCAGGUCUGGAUGAGAUGCCAGCACAAACCCCCCGUGCCCAGCACUACCACAAGCACGAACUGUGGCCCAGCCCCUUCCGGACACUGAAGCCCCGGCCAGGGCGCAAAGACCGCAGAAAAAAGGGCCAGGAUGUGUUCGUGGCUUCAACCCAGGUGCUGCACUUUGAUGAAAAGACAAUGCAGAAAGCCCGAAGGAAGCAGUGGGAUGAGCCACGGGUCUGCUCCCGGAGGUACCUGAAGGUGGACUUUGCAGACAUUGGGUGGAAUGAAUGGAUCAUCUCACCCAAAUCCUUCGAUGCCUACUACUGUGCAGGAGCGUGUGAGUUUCCUAUGCCCAAGAUCGUGCGCCCAUCCAAUCACGCCACCAUCCAGAGCAUUGUCAGGGCCGUGGGCAUCGUCCCAGGCAUCCCAGAGCCCUGCUGUGUUCCCGACAAGAUGAACUCUCUUGGGGUCCUCUUCCUGGAUGAGAAUCGGAAUGUGGUUUUGAAGGUGUACCCCAACAUGUCUGUGGAGACUUGUGCUUGCCGGUAAGACCAGUGCUCCAGGGUGGAAGGAAAUCACCGCAUGCCCUGCACGGUAGUGUCCCUGGAGCCCUGGAGUGAGCUUGACUAGGGGUGCAGCUGCAAAGGCAGGACAGAGCUCACAGGCAACCUUGCUGCAUCACAGAAGGAUCUGUCCCCUAGGACAUCAUUCUGGGGUUUUUAUUGCUGGUGACUGAGCCCUUAAAAUUCCAGCCUGAACCCCCUGAAGGAAACUGAGAAUCAGCCCUGGCUUGAAGGCUGCCCAUCCCCUCUGCCCUGUAGGCCUGCAAACUGAAUGUGUCCACACCGUUGGCUUUUGUGGUCAUCAUCUGAUAACCUUCAAAGAAGACUACACACCCGAGGACACUUGCUUCUUUCACGUGGAAAUAACCUCAUUUAAACAAUCACUUUAAGACACUUUGGGCCACACAAUACUGGGAAACAGGGCCUAAAUAAUGGUAAAAAUGGAUUUUUUUUUCAAACUCCACUGCAAAAGCUUUUAUACAUACAGUGUGCACAUAUAACCAAUUUUGGCUUCUUUUCUUAAUGUAUAUUUUAUUUUAAAACAAAAGCAGGGGAGUUGUAAUUGUUCCCCAAAGAAGUAAUCAUGCUGGUUAAGAGUGCAUUGUUUAAACACGCUUAUUGAAA
This is a messenger RNA of Pteronotus mesoamericanus, 2327 nucleotides long. It is a transcript of the gene GDF10, whose product is annotated as growth differentiation factor 10. Gene Ontology annotation, biological process: osteoblast differentiation; positive regulation of osteoblast differentiation. The record is from RefSeq and is a predicted model, not a curated record. The transcript is spliced from 3 exons. NCBI's taxonomy places the organism in Eukaryota, Metazoa, Chordata, Mammalia, Chiroptera, Mormoopidae. Bases 256 to 1689 code for a protein of 477 amino acids. Gene Ontology annotation, molecular function: cytokine activity; growth factor activity. Gene Ontology annotation, cellular component: extracellular region.